This is a messenger RNA of Salvelinus sp. IW2-2015, 1063 nucleotides long. NCBI's taxonomy places the organism in Eukaryota, Metazoa, Chordata, Actinopteri, Salmoniformes, Salmonidae. The record is from RefSeq and is a predicted model, not a curated record.
ACCAGCCCAGCCCAUCCCUACCCAGCCCAUCCUACCCAGCCCCAUCCCUACCAGCCCCAUCCCUACCAGCCCCAUCCUACCCAGCCCAUCUCUACCAGCCCCAGCCCCAUCCCUACUGCAGCCCAUCCUACCCAGCCCCAUCCCUAACCCAGCCCCAUCCGCUACCCAGCCCCAUCUCUACCCAGCCCCAUACUCCGCCAGCCUUACCCAGCCCAUCCCUACCAGCAUCCAGCCCAGACCAGCCCAGCCCGCAUCCCUACCCAGGCCCCAUCCCACGCCAGGCCCAUCCCUUACCCAGCCCAUCCAUUUACCAGCCCCAUCUCUACCAGAGCCAGCCCCAUCCCUACUCAGCCCCAUCCCUACCCAGCCCAUCCCUACGCAGCCCAUCCCUGACCCGCUCCAUCGCCUAACCAGCCCAUCUCUACCAGCCCAUCUCUACCCAGCCCCAUCCUACCCAGACCCAGCCCAUCCUACCACAGCCCCAUCUCUACCCAGUGCCCAGCCCCAUCCCUAUCAGCCCCAUCCUACCCAGCCCAUCACCUACCGAGCCCGUCAGCCCCUCCCUACUCAGCCCCAUCCCUACUCAGCCGCAUCCUUCCGCCGCCCAUCCCUACCCAGCCCAGCCCGCAUCCCCAAGGCUCUACCAGGCCCAGCCCAUCCCACCAGACCCAGCCCAUCCUCCCGCUUACCAGCCCCGCCAUCCUACUCAGCCCACCUAACGCCCCAUCCCUACUCAGCCCACUACCCAGCCCAUCCUACUCAGCCCACGACCCGCUCCUUCAGCCCAUCCCUACACCCACCUACAGCCGCCAUCCCUACCCAGCCCAGCCCCAUCCCCAGCUCUACCCACCCCAUCCUACCGCAGCCAGACAGGCUAAACCAAAGGUCCUGGUAUCACCAUCGCCACGGACAUCAUCUGUGUUUCCAGUGGGAGACGGAUACUGAUUCCAGGAGACAUGUGAACCUGGUGAAGGAGUAUCGCUUCCCCAGCCUCUUCAUCAACUCAGUUUACCCCCGGCCUGGCACCCCCCGCGCGCCAAGAUGGACCGUCCCCGCCCAAGUG